Molecule: messenger RNA, 7608 nt
Organism: Pogonomyrmex barbatus (red harvester ant)
Lineage: Eukaryota; Metazoa; Arthropoda; Insecta; Hymenoptera; Formicidae
Molecular function (GO): protein binding
Source: RefSeq, a predicted model, not a curated record
UUAAUGGAUAUUAUUUACAAUUUCAUCUACCUACCAAAAUACCUACAACACGAAAAGAAUAUUAGGUUAAAAAACACACACACUACUUUCUGAGCAUUAAUUACAGUUGGCACUCCUGCGGCUUAACCGUCGGUUAAUUAACCAAAGAUUGGUGAAAGAGGCCCUAAAGCCUUAAAUCAUAAAAAAUUGACCAAUCAUAGUAGAUUAUUCUCCUAUUCUUCGACUAUUUGAUUCGUCCACUUUUUAGAUCCACUUAAAUCACCUACUGUAGAACGAGAUUUAAAAUUCCGUUGGUUGGCGGUGCGUUAUUUUAUCGACGGAUCCGUCUUUCCGAGAUAGUUGCAAACCACCUUACUCUUUCGCAGCGUUCGCACUUCACUUCGAUGGCAACAAAGAUGGCGGGCACAGUGCGCGAAGCGAUUGUGUGCCUCCGCUAGGCGCGUUGACGUGCCUGACGAACAUCGUCGUGCAGCCCGGCCAGCGCGGGCAGUAGCUGUCGCGGACGAGGGUGUGUGAGUGUAUUGCGUGCGUGCCUAUGUGUGUGCGUGCGCGCGUGCGUACGUGCGUGCGUACGCGCGAUUACGCGAUUCCGUCGUGUGCGCGCGUGAGUUCGCGCGUGCUUGGCCGCGUUGGGUGAUCGCGGGGCCGCGUUUCCGACGUGUUCCGACGAAAUAUGUCAGAGGCCGCGGAAGCAUGAGCGAGGGAGCGGACUCGGUUGCGCAGACCUGCGGGGACACGCUCACGACCUUGGGCGACGCGGACGAAUGCGGGCGCGAUGCGACGGCGACGGCGACGCUGUCGCUAACGGGGCAGCUACUACCGUCGUCGUCGUCGCCGCCGUCGCCGUCACCACCAUCAUCAUCGACACCGCUGCCGCUGUCACCGCCACCGUUGCCGUUGCCACCGCCGUCACCAUCGCCGACGACGACGACGACGACGACGACGACGACGACGACCGACAGGAGACCACGUUUCGGUAUCGGCGGUCCUCCGCCGUCACCCUACGUCUGGGUCGACGGUCGUCAAUUGCGGAGUGCUCUGGCCUGGACCAAGAAAUGGCCGCCCCGACGAGUCAGCUUUCCCUUGAGUGACAGUCACCUGGUGACCGGUUAUUUGGAGCCCGCCAAUCCCUGGCAACACGCUGAAAAUGUGAAUCGCGAGGACUUAAUCUUUGCAUACAAGGAGUCUUGCGCACGUCACAACACCGAACCCUUGCAAAGUGUUUUAGUUCAACUCGAGAAUCUGGAUAUAUCUCAAGAUCGCUGUGAAGAGCUAAAUUUGAAAGGAGAAGUCUUGGAUCAGGAUCAUACCGAACCAUUGGAGGAAAUACUGAAGAGAAUACAGUUUAAUAAGAUUAAUUUGGAAGGAACAUCUUUGAACGACGAGAGUUCUGUAAUAUUAUUCGAUAUGCUGGAAUAUUAUGAAUCCGCGAGGCAUAUAAACAUUUCGUCUAAUCCGGAAAUUGGAGUACGUGGUUGGCAAGCAUGCUCGCAUAUGAUUAAAAAGACUCAAUGUUUAGAGCAGUUUGAAGCAGGGGAUAUUAAGUUUGACGAACAAAACAUGAACAUUUUGAGCCGUGCACUACGAGUGGUUUGCCAUCUGCAAGUCCUUAAAUUAGAAAAUUGUGGACUGUCGGGCAGAGCAACUAUUAUGCUUGUUACAGCCCUAAAAAUAAAUAGUGGUAUACGGGAACUAUAUUUAGCCGAUAACGGGCUUGACUUAUAUGACGCUAUACAUCUUGGAUCUCUUUUAAGAAUGAACAAUCAUUUGCAAUUACUCGAUAUUAGUAAUAAUAACGUCCAGGACGACGGGGUACGAGAUAUAUUGGAAGGCUUGAUAAAUCAAGUAAAUGAAGACAAAACUGGAAAUGGACUCAGCAUCCUGAUAUUGUGGAAUAAUCGUUUGACUAAGAAAUCAUCAUCCUAUAUCUCGAGGAUUAUUGCAUUAUCAAAAACAUUGGAGACUCUGAAUAUUGGUCAGAAUAUGCUAACGGAUGAGACAUUGAGCAUCGUUAACGAAUCUUUGAAACAAAAUAGCGUUCUUCUACAAUUGGGCAUGCAAUCCACGGAACUCACAUGCGAUGGAAUAAUCACGCUCGCUGAGAUAAUGGAGACGAAUCAAGUUUUGCAGAGGAUAGAUUUACGAGACAACAGCAUACAAAUGCGCGGAAUGCGUGCUCUCGUGAACAUUAUGAAACAGAACAAAACUAUUACGCAGAUCGAUUUGGAUGAUAAACCUCGAAUUAGAAUAGAUGGUCCCUUGCACCAGUAUAGAGAAAUGGUAGAGGAGAUUCGCAAAUAUUGCAGUCAGAAUGAGAAACGUCGCUUACUGGAAGAGUCCACCGAGGAUGCCGAAAGCCCGCAACAUCCGAACCGGCUGCUGAAUGCGAGUUCCCGUAAGAUCUCGCUUACCUGUCAGACACUGCCAAGCCCGUCAUCGCGAUCGGCGACGUUGGUCGCCGACGAGCCGGCAACGCGCACCAUGCUGGAACCAAAGCGCACCAGCGGAGGCCGUCUGCGUUCCCCGGCUCCCAGUCCCAUUCCCUCUCCUGUGGCCAGUCCAAUCCCCAGUCCGUCCCGAAAUCGCUUUGUCGUGUGUCGAGUGUCGGAGGCGUCGUUGCGCUCCGCCGACUCCUCGGCGUCUUCUUCACCAGUUACUCCACCAUCACUCGGCUCAUCACCAUCCCUCGGUUCCUCUCCGUCUUUCUUUCCUAAUGCGAGUGGCGGCCCGUCGCGGUUCCGCGUGUCGGUCGUCGAGUCGGUAGGCGCCGGCUGUUCACCGCCAAAAUCGGUCGUCGCCUCCUCCAGUGGCAGCUCGGUCACGAUCGGUUUUAACGUCAGAAUCGACGCGGCCGACUCCGACGAUUCCGAUAGCGCAACCAAAAUGGACACGCAUGCGACACAGGCCGUCAGCGACAGCACAGCCGCGUCUGUAGACAUACUUAACAUAGUUGCGAAAUCGAGAGAAACGUCCCUAAGCGAAGACAUUGCCAAGAAUGAAGAUCCUUGUAACGAAGAAAUGAAGGGGGAGGAGGAGCAAUCGGGCGUAUACCAAGCUAAACCGCAAUUCUGGACAGAUGAGAAUGUUACCACAACGUGUAGAAGUGAACACGAUGCGGUAAUAAAAGUCGAAGAAGAGCGAUUAGUUAAAAAAAACACAACUGCGAUAUCGCAGUCUGAAAACAACAAGGACAUCAUGAUGACACAUGAAGAUCAUGGGACGGCGAGUCAGAGCAACUCUGCGAUGGAUCUCGAAAGCGUCGGAACGUCCGGCAAGGACAUCGAAGCGUUCGGGGAUUGUCGUGUCGUGUAUACGAGUACAAAAGAAUUACAAGUACCUGCAUAUCCGGACGAGGAUACAGCCUCUACGAGGAUUAGUGUAAUCGAGGAUAAAGCCUUGAUAAAAUCGUCCUUGGACGAUAUUUCGGAAUCGCGUGUGAAUCGAAUGACCUCGGAAGAAUUGUCCACUUGCAUUUUGGAAUCUUCCGUGAGCACUACCUCGGAAAUGCCUUCGAUUUGCACGACGGAAUCACAUUCGCGGGAACAGGCAAGUACGUCGAUGCAGAGGCAUAAAUCCAGCCUGGAGAAACUCUUGUCCUUAUUCCAGCAUCCCGGGCAGUUCUUCUCGGAAUCUUCGAGCACUGUUGCGGACACGAGAAGCUCUCUGCAGGAGAAUGUCAGCGGAAUGAUGGCAUUGGGUGACAAGUUGCAACAGUACCUGAAGGAGGGCCGAACUAAGAUCAGCACCGACAAUUCAUGGUCUUCGGAAUAUGGAUCUUCGUUGAAAAACAAAUCAGUAAAAGUAAAUAUAUCGCAGCUACAGAACUUGACUGACAUAUUUGCGUCUUUCAAGCUCGACCCUCACGUAGGCCUUGUCGAACAUGGUAGUAAGUUCUUCGGUCAGAUGAAGAAUCAGGAUACGAAUAUCAAAGAAAAGAAUGUAGAAAAAUCAACAGAAGUCGAGGUGAAAAUCGAUGAAAAAGAUUUGUUUGAUCAGAAGGAUCAGAUUACGAAAAAUGAUGGUAAAAAUCUUACUGGGCAGGAGAACGGCAAAAGUAAUUUAUUUGAUCAGACGCGGAAUCGAAUUACAAUGGAUGAUGAGAAAGAUUUAAUUCUUAAAGAAAAAAAUUGGAAAGUUAAAAGUGAUACGGACAACCUAUUUGAUCAAGAAAAUGAUCAGAUUGCGAAGAAUGAUGAGCAAAAGUUAUUUGAUCGGAUUAUCAAAGACGAUGAGAACAAUUUGGUCAGUCAGAAAGUGAAUCAGGCUUCGAAUGAAGAGAAUAAUUUAUUUGAUCAGAGAAAAAAUCAGAUUAUGAAAAUUGAUGAAAGUGAUUUAGAGGAUCAAGAGAAGGAACAAAUUGCCAAGGAUACUAAUGAGAACUUUGAUAUGCGGCAGAUAAUCCAGGUUGUUGAAAACAAUGAGAAUAUGCGAGAUGAAUUUAUGAGUGAUGAUAAGUACAAUUUAAACAGUGGGGAGAAGUCUGUGGGAAACAGUGAGAAUUUGGAAAAUCAGGAUAACGAGGUUGUGAGAAUCACCGAGGAAAAUUUGGUGGACAUGAAAAAUAUGAAGGGAGAGAAUACUAAGAAGGAAGAUGUGCGUUGCGAAAAAUUACAAUGGACAGAAUCUGAUCUUAGUGAUCGGCUGUUACCUGAAAGUGUGCAAUCAAAGGACGAUUUUGUUAAUAAUUUAGUAUUAGACGGCGGCUAUAUUGAGCCGGACGUAGCGGUUUCUUCGCCAUUGGCGAGCAAAUCCACGAUGUGUAUAUCUGUAAACUUAAAGGAUGUAGGCGAAUAUUCUGCUUUAGAAUUAAGUAAGACCGACAGUACAGGGUGUAAUAACGACGAAGCUCGAGGAGAACGAGAUGACACGCAGGAUUCAAAACGUACGGACCGUAACCACGUUGAAUAUUUAAAACGCGACGAUCCGGAAGGCUUAAGACACGAUGAAGAAGCGAAGGUUUUAGGAAAUAACGCAGAGUGUUUAAAACGCGAUGACGCGAUAGAGGGAGUGAAUGCCUUAACGGCGAGGACAUGUGAUAAAACCACGGACAGUAUUAAUCAGACUAGUGAUAGUAGUUUUCCGAUUUGUAACAUAGGGCAUGAUAGGAGAAUCAUAGAUAGCGUAAGUACCGCGAGAGCGUCGAUGAGCACGAUGGGUGAAGUCGGCGCGAUUAUCUCUUCGCAAAGCAGCGGCGAGACAUCGUCAAUCUCGGUAGACGAUGUCGGAACGCCGUCGGCGUUAUUAAAGGACGUUAACGUAGAUGAUCACUUAAAUGAAGAAGUUACCAGUAGUACGUGCUGCAUUGCCAAUCAAGAUUAUCAAUGCGAGUCUACGAGGGAGAAGGAGGAGGACCUGGCGGAAGUCCUCGAGAACGAUGCUUGCCGCGAUUCCGCUGAUCGUCAAAGUACAAGUGUAAAUAUUAAGGUAGAACCGCGCGAAUCGAUGAUGACAAAUCCGGGAAGUCAGGAGAUGCUUGGGGAGCACUACGAGGGACAGUCUUUCAUGCCAAAUAACGUCGACGUACAUCGAAUUAUUCUUAGACACGCGGUAGAGAUCGAGAGUCAGCCGGAGGACGUCGUUGAUGAUGGCAGGCGGAUUGACCCGACUAUCCUCGUCACGCCGUACGAGACGUUCGCGAGUCUAGACAAGUCCGACGGAGAAGAGUUCAUCUUCUGCAUGACGGACGUCUCUACGGAUGGCACGUCCAUGGAGGACGAGUUGUCGCCGAUCGUCCCGUCCUUCUUGCCGAACGAUGCCGUCAAAGGAACGGAGUCGUACUUCGAGCUGUCCACUUCGAGGGCCACGUCGACGAACACGCUGUUGAUCGAGAAUCCCGAGGGCAUGCACAGAAACAGCCAGGACUCCGGGAUCGAGGAGGCCAUUUCAACGAUCGACGAUGCUAUCGCCGGAACGAUAGAUCCGCACCCGUUGCCGCCGCCACGCAGCAGCCUCCAGGAGAGCGUGGACUCCGGGAUCGAGUCAGAGUGCUCGUCGAUAUGCGUCAGAGUAGAGCCUGCCGCCGAGCGGGCACUGGAAGUCGUGGUCUCGAAAAAGUCCUCGCGCGAGGACAACAACGAUGAUGCGAGUGACGCUAACGACGGUGCGGGUGACGCCAACGAUGAAUAUGAGGAGUUUGCGUCGGAUUUCCUCGUGAAAGAGGCGCGACUGGUAGACAACGACUCCAUGAGCGACGAUGUCGCGCACUCGUACUUCAACAGCAUCAAGUGCACCGUCGUCAGCGCGACGCGGUCCGUCGCCGACGAGGGCGUCGCACACCCGGCGACAUCGGUGAUCGCGCACUCUCCCGCAGUCGUGCAUGGUACCAGUCCGAAAUAAUGCAGCGGAGAAGACAGAAGAGAAGGAUAGUACUAAUAAAGGGAUCAAGACAAAAGCGGUCGAGUAUGUCAACGAUGAUGAAAUCGACGAAUUCAAAGAAGUGAUGAAGCAGCUUGAGCCAAAGUAUCGGCGUUAUGCCAACUGGCGGAUUUGAAUGCUAUUUGAAAUUGUCUAUUAUUCUUUUCGAAAUCGUCGAUGCAAAGCAGAUACAUGCUUGGCUCCAAGGACUGUUAAAAUCAUGGACACUUACAAUUAACAUUCAUCAUACAUCCUUCGUAGCUAUGAAUUCUUAGUUCCAUGAAUUUUUGAUAUUAUUAUUAUUAUUAUUAUUAUUAUUAUAAUUAUAUUAAUUAUUAUUAUUAUUAUUAUAGAUCAUUGGUUGAUUUUCUCAUAGCCUUAAACGUUUUUGCGUUUAAAAGUUCUUAGUUUCUAGAUCGAGUUUAUUUUUUAAAAAUACCCACUAUUGUAUAAAUUUUGACGAAUAGAAACUAGGAAAUUUUGUUUUAAUGAAUUUUGCAUAAUAGACAUCUCUUUUCAAUGAUCUUUAUUUUAAAUAUUUGAUAGUAUAUAUUUUUAUUUGUACAGAUGUAUUAUGCAUCCUUUUUUGAAUUUAAACAAUUACGAAUAGUACCAUAGUAUCAUACUCUUUUGCAUAUAUAGUACUUUAAUUUAUGGAUCUUUGUUAUUUUUUUACUUAGACCUUUGACCUUCUACAAAGCAAUCUAUUUUCACAAAUCCAUGUUCCACAGAUCUUUGGAGUUAUUGCACGUUGAAACAGUAUGCGGACGGCGCGGAAUUUUUGACUAUGGUAGAGGGAUGAUGCAAGCGUUGUAAACUUAAUUUUUAACUGUUAGUAAGUGUCAAUAAUGUCUUAUGUACUAGUUAGUUUUUGUCGAUUAUUUUUGUCGAUUAUUUUUUAUUUCGCGGGGAGAAGAGUAACCGGAAAGCAAAGAAAGAUGAAAUGGAAAAUGUACAUUAGGCGAUCGAUUCUAGUCUCGAAGACAGUCGAUCUGUCUUGAGAAAAUUAUAAACUUAACGUACACCACUCUCGCCGCGCGAUGUAACACGCUGGCAGUGAUCAAUGUAACGCCAGUGCUUCUUAAACUUACAAAUCAUAGGACACCAAAGGAUAAAAUCUUUUCUUUGUCGUGCCUCGAGCUUCUAUGAAGAUUUUCUUUAAGAAAUAAUGGCACACAGUUACGAUUAUAAGGUGCUCCAUUGCAAUCAUUGACGGUGUCCUUUCAAUUAGAUAUUAAAUCGAAGGCAGAAAAA